AGAAAACGCGGUUCGUGUUUCCGGGUUUCAGAAUAAAACGCCUCCAGUAAGAACAAAAAGUUUGUCUGCGGUGAAGUUUGAGGAGUUUUCAGAGUCUCAGGUGUGUCAAACAACUUCCGGCCGCUGCAGCUGAUCCUUCAGCACGUGAACCCGGUCCACCUUUAGCAGGAUGUCGUCGACGUCUCAGAAACACCGCGACUUUGUCGGGGAGCCGAUGGGAGACAAAUCUGUGUCGGCUCUGUCGGGGAUCGGAGAGAUUCUGGGGAAGAAGCUGGAGCAGCAGGGCUUUGACAAGGCGUACGUGGUUCUGGGUCAGUUCUUGCUGUUGAAGAAAGACACUGAGAUGUUCACCGAGUGGCUGAAAGACGCCAGCGGAGCGAACUCUCGUCAGGCCGGAUCCUGCGCUCAGUGUUUGAAGGAGUGGUGUGACGCCUUCCUCUGAGACUCCGCCUCCUUAGCUGAGACCCCGCCUCUUCUUGUUCUCGCUCACGUCCUGUUCCUGAAGCUACAGUCAGAGCUAAUAACUGUAAGCUUUAAAGUGCCUCUGCUGCUGCGUUCAAUGUUGUCAGGUCAAUCUGUCAGCCUGCUUCCUGUCAGGUCACUGUGAUGUCACACUGUGAUGUCACAGUGACCUGACAGGUGUGUGUUUACCUGUUUUUAUCAGCUUGUUUCUGUGGGGAAAGUUUACAUGAAAUAAAGCUUUGUGUUCACUGA
Molecule: messenger RNA, 714 nt
Organism: Epinephelus fuscoguttatus (brown-marbled grouper)
Lineage: Eukaryota; Metazoa; Chordata; Actinopteri; Perciformes; Serranidae
Product: barrier-to-autointegration factor-like
Exons: 4
Coding region: 170-442 (90 amino acids)
Molecular function (GO): DNA binding
Source: RefSeq, a predicted model, not a curated record